UUCCAUGGUACUUCAGGCGAGAUAAUGGUUUCCAAUGAAUUUGUUACAUUUCCAGACCGGAAAUGUUCUCAACCAUUGGUGUAUAUAUAGGGGUUGGUUCCAUAGAGGCAACAUUGCUUGAAAUCCUCAGAGGAACCUUCUGGACUCUUUUGUAGAGAAGUGACUUAUUGCCAAGAGAAAAAAUGGGGACCUAUGAGGUAAAGGUGGAUACUGCUGGAGGAAUUUUCCCCAAAACCACGAACUACAUAUAUAUGAGGCUGGUGGGGGAAGAAGGAGAAAGUGACUCAACAUGGAUUUCUGAAAAGUGUGAGAUAAAAACCGAUAAAUCUCUUGGAAAAUUGCAACAAAUAGUGAUUCACAAGGAGACUUCAUUUUAUAUGUUCUCUGACGACUGGUUGCCAGAAAAAAUAGAAGUCAAAACUCAUAAAAAUGAAACCUACAUCUUCCCCCUGUACACCUGGAUUACUGAUGGUGGGAAACACUACUUCAGAGAGGGUCAAGCUUUUAUACCCUCUGAGGACCCUUUUGACCCAUCCAGUCGGCAGGAAGAGAUUAGCAAACGACAAGAUGCAUAUCGCUGGAAAACAUCUGAGAAAGGAAUACCUGAUCAUAUCAAAGCAAAAGACACGGAUGACCUGCCUAAAGACGCCCAGUUCACAUUCAGCAAGGCGACAGAUUUUAAGAUUGAGGCAAUCAAAGGCAUGGUUUGGGAUAAAGUGAAAUCCUUCUUUUUCGGUGAUAAUAAAUGGUCUGGUUUUGAUGAGAUUGGUGCCAUGAUGGACUACAGCAAAUAUAAACUUCUGGACUAUGUCAGAAACAACUGGAAGGAUGAUGAUUUCUUUGGCUACCAGUUCCUGAAUGGUCUUAACCCCAUGGUGAUCAGACGCUGUGAUACCCUGCCUGACAACUUUCCUGUCACUGAUGACAUGAUCAGCCAGUACAGCAAGGGUCCCUCUAGUCUGGAUCAGGAAAUGAAGUGUGGCAACAUAUUUCUGUGUGACUACGAGAUACUGGAUGGAGUAGAAACAAGAAAAAUCCAUGGAAAGCAGCAAUACCUGACGGCUCCACUGGUGCUGCUCUAUAAAACGACUGAUGAUAAACUGGUGCCUAUUGCAAUUCAGCUGAAACAGGAGCCAGGAGCAGACAACCCAAUUUUCCUUCCUACUGAUCAUCACUAUGAGUGGUUGUUGGCAAAAACCUUUGUAAGAAGUGCAGAAUUUAAUUUGCAUCAGCUCAACUUUCAUCUGCUGCGCACUCACCUGCUGGCUGAGGUCUUUGCAGUGUCCACUCGGCGCAACCUACCUAUGGUUCAUCCACUGUACAAGCUUCUCAUACCCCACACUCGCUACACUCUGGCUAUUAAUGUCCUGGCUCGACAGAUGCUAAUAUCUGAGCAUGGUGUCUUUACAGAGAUAGCAGCUUCGGGUGGAGAGGGUAUGUUCCAACUCCUGAGGAGAUCCUUGUCCAAAAUAAAGUACAGAUCCCUCUGUAUACCUGAUGACAUUGAAGAUCGCGGGAUGGACAAAAUUCCCAACUUCUACUACAGAGACGACGGAAUGAAACUGUGGAACAGUCUACACAGAUUUGUUUCAGGAAUCCUGAAACACUACUACAAGACUGACAAGGAUGUGAAAGCAGACGCAGAACUGCAGGAUUGGAUAGGGGACAUUUUUAAACAUGGAUUUCUUUCCAACAAAAAAUCCGGAAUCCCAAACAAAUUUACAACAGUGGCUGAUCUGGUCAAGUUCGUCACCAUGGUGAUCUUCACUGGCUCGGUCCAGCAUUCUGCUGUGAACUCUGGACAGUUCGACUUCGGUGGCUGGAUGCCCAACCUGCCGAGCUCCAUGGGAUGUCCCCCACCAACCAAAAAGGGGAAAGCAUCUGAGGCCACCCUAAUGGAGGCACUGCCAAACAAAUCAGUAACACGUCGUACCGUGGAGACCUUGUAUUUGCUGACUCAGACGUACAGUGACUUUGUCGCUUUUGGCGAUUACCCAGAGGAGCACUUCACUGAGAAGGAGCCCCGCAGGCGGAUAGAAGCAUUCCAGAAAGAGCUGAAGCAGCUGAGUGAUGAAAUCAAGAAAAGAAACAAGAAGCUGGAUUUCCCAUACGAAUACCUGGAUCCAGAAAAAAUCGGAAAUAGUGUUACUAUUUGAAAACUGGAUGUUUGAACCUCUUUUCAACCAGAUUUAGCAACAGAUUCACCAAAAAUAUACAUAUAUACACUUAUCUGUUCAAUCAGAGUUUAAUAAUGAAUAUCUGGGUUUUUAGGUGACUUUUUUUAAUACUUCUGGUGUGUGGAUGUUAUGGUGAUAGUUUUCUUCUUCCACAAAUGUUGAAUGAUUAAAACAGAUGUCUAUGUGGAAGUUGCAGAGAAAUAUUUACCAUUUUUAAGGGUUUCUUUUUUUAUCAUUUAGAUGUGGGUUUUGUCAGAGAUUUCCCAAAAAUAAUUAGCCUGGGGUAAAGUGCUAAAAAAUACCAAGGCAAGAAACAGAAAACAUUUAUUCACAGUAUAACAAUUAGCGUUUUCUAACAAAAAAGUUUUCCUUUGUUUAUUUUAUUCAAUAUCUUUUGCAUACAUAGAUAUGACAUGCAGGUUUAAUAUGGGUGGUGGAUUUACAUGAGUUAUUUUCUUUGGUAAUAUUAUAGGCUAAGUUGAUCUCACGAAGACUUUGAAAACAAAAAGGUUUAAUUCUUAUUCUUUAGGCAAUGAGAUAUAUGCAUUUCUAGUGGUUAAAAAAUGUAGAGGUACAUUUAAGAUGUGAUACACAUUAUGGUACAUAGAAAAAUAAUUUUGAACUGUCAGUUGUAAGAUUGAAAUCAACAUAAAUGUACUGUUAAACUAAAUCGAUAAACUUUCUAAUUGGUGUUGGGAAAAAAAAUUGUUUU
Messenger RNA from Cyprinodon tularosa, 2889 nucleotides. RefSeq names its product polyunsaturated fatty acid lipoxygenase ALOX15B-like. Gene Ontology annotation, molecular function: oxidoreductase activity, acting on single donors with incorporation of molecular oxygen, incorporation of two atoms of oxygen; iron ion binding; protein binding. Bases 183 to 2156 code for a protein of 657 amino acids. The record is from RefSeq and is a predicted model, not a curated record. Lineage: Eukaryota; Metazoa; Chordata; Actinopteri; Cyprinodontiformes; Cyprinodontidae. Gene Ontology annotation, biological process: linoleic acid metabolic process; lipid oxidation. The transcript has 15 exons.